UUUGUUCCAUGAUCUAUGUGUCUACUGGAGCUACCCACUUCGAUCAAUUAGCCAAGAUUUUGACCGGAUACGAAAUCACUGGUGCUCGAUCUAGUGGUAUUUUUAUGGGGAUUCUUUUUAUCGCUGUAGGAUUCCUAUUCAAGAUUACUGCAGUUCCUUUUCAUAUGUGGGCACCUGAUAUCUAUGAGGGUUCACCCACCCCGGUGACAGCAUUCCUUUGUAUUGCGCCUAAAAUCUCUAUUUCUGCAAAUAUGUCACGUGUUUCUAUUGUUGCUUCCUAUGGGGGUACAUUAAGACAAAUCUUCUUUUUCUGCAGCAUUGCUUCUAUGAUCUUAGGAGCACUGGCCGCCAUGGCCCAAACGAAAGUCAAAAGACCUCUAGCUCAUAGUUCGAUUGGACAUGUAGGUUAUAUUCGUACUGGUUUCUCAUGUGGAACCAUAGAAGGAAUUCAAUCACUACUAAUUGGUAUAUUUAUUUAUGCAUCAAUGACGAUAGAUGCAUUCGCCAUAGUUCCAGCAUUACGGCAAACCCGUGUCAAAUAUAUAGCGGAUUUGGGCGCUCUAGCCAAAACGAAUCCUAUUUCGGCUAUGACCUUCUCCAUUACAAUGUUCUCAUACGCAGGAAUACCCCCGUUAGCCGGCUUUUGUAGCAAAUUCUAUUUGUUCUUCACCGCUUUGGGUUGUGGGGCUUACUUCCUAGCCCCAGUGGGAGUAGUGACUAGCGUUAUAGGUCGUUGGGCGGCCGGAAGGUUGCCAUGAGUAAGGUUGGGAGACCGAAGGCAGUUUUCCGUGCACCGGACACGUAGCUUACCGAAUCAGUUGCAACACAGAUGGGAAUGCAUGCUACGAAAGACAGGGUCGAGUCUGAUACAUCAACCGUCGACUCCAUAUCCUUGUACGAGUCCACAAUCACUACACGAGAUGAACCUGGGUUUGGUGAAUGGAAGUUGGCCUUAGGUGUAAUAGGACUCCCAGUUACUGCGCGCGAUCGUAUACUGAGGUGCUCCCCGUCGGUUGUUGGAACGACGCGAGCCGGGCCGGGCCUCGAUUCCUUUCAAAAAGAUGAAGGGACAGAGGUGACUAAUUCCCCAUCUCAUUUGGGGCGGAAAACGAAUCGACAUCUCGAUGUGAUACAGCCCUUUCCAUUUUCGUUGAGAAAGAACGGCGAAGUCCAUCCGAACCCUCCAAUGAAGAAAUAAGAGGAGAGCAAAGCGCCAAUGGCGCGCGAAGCGCAUGCGGAAGGGGCAC
Molecule: messenger RNA, 1247 nt
Organism: Triticum dicoccoides
Lineage: Eukaryota; Viridiplantae; Streptophyta; Magnoliopsida; Poales; Poaceae
Product: NADH-ubiquinone oxidoreductase chain 2-like
Exons: 2
Coding region: 9-758 (249 amino acids)
Source: RefSeq, a predicted model, not a curated record